Maniola jurtina (meadow brown) is the source of this 1832-nucleotide messenger RNA. RefSeq names its product radial spoke head protein 4 homolog A (gene Rsph4a). The record is from RefSeq and is a predicted model, not a curated record. Bases 50 to 1768 code for a protein of 572 amino acids. The transcript is spliced from 13 exons. Gene Ontology annotation, cellular component: radial spoke; axoneme. Lineage: Eukaryota; Metazoa; Arthropoda; Insecta; Lepidoptera; Nymphalidae. Gene Ontology annotation, biological process: cilium movement involved in cell motility; cilium assembly; axoneme assembly.
GAUUUUCAAGCCUGCUGAAUUUUUAUUUUAUUUUAAAGAAUAUCCAAACAUGUCUCAAACAUUUUUAUUGGAGCCCGACAUAAUAGCAGCAGCAGAAAAUGUUAUGCCAGAUCUCAAUAACGAUUUGGUGUUGGCGAAAAAUUUCCUGAAACAGCAAUGUGCGGCUACCGGCGAUACUUUAUACGAUCACCUCGUCGAUGUAGUCCACAAGAUCCUGUCACAAAAGCCGCCAGAUGUGGUGGACCAGUUUGAGCAGUACUCCUGGGAGGUGAAGCAGGAGAAGUUCCGGCCCAACUUCGACUUACUCAACGAUAUCUACCUCUCACCUCCACAGCUGCAACUUGUAAGAAGAGUGGAAGAGAUGUUCCAGCUAGUGGCAAGCAAAUCGCUAAGAUUGGAAGAAGUGGGGGAGGAGCAGGAGCUGGACCUGGAGGAAGAAUCCGUGAAGCCGAGGAUCGCGGACCUCAUCGAGCAUAACUAUUACUUUCGAGAGGGUGGUUACGGAUUGCCGGACAGCGAGUGUUACGCGCUGUACGUCGCACUCAACAUGCUCGCCAUCAAGGAGCCCGUUGCUGCUGUUAGAUUCUUCGGAAAGAUUUUCGGGACCAGGAUGAACUACUAUGUGGCUGAAGCUGAUCUAACCAUAGAAGAAUUAGACCGAAGAAUUCGGGAGUUCGAAAUGAAAGACAUGCCAGGUGAGGGAGAAGAGAACGAAGAUCGCGACCAGGAAGCAGCUGCUGAUGAAGAAGAAAAGGAAAUGGCGGGCGAAGGCGAAGUUAAAGAGGAAAAGCCGAAAGAACCAGUUCCACCUAAAUUGCCUCCCAUCCCUGUCUCCACCUGGCAGCCUCCCGCUCCUAUACCUGUUGAGAGACCAGGCCAAGGGGUUAAUAAAAAGGUAUAUUACGUGUGCAACCUACCAGGGGAACCGUGGAUCGGUCUGCCGGAUGUUACACCAGCGCAAAUAAGAGUCGCCCGGCUCACUGUGCGGUGCAUGACUGGAGAUCUGGAUGCUGAGGUGCUGACAUUCCCGCCCUUCGAAGGUACAGAACGCAACUACCUACGAGCUCAGAUCGCGCGUAUCGCGGCUUCAACGUCCAUAUCACCUCAGGGCUUCUAUACAUUCGGGUCGGGAGAGGAAGAGGAAGACAUUGAUUUGGAGGAAGGAGCAGGGGACCUGGUUUUCAACCCCAACCCAUUUUACCAGGGGCAUACGUUGAAGGAUCUCCUCGACCCAAACUUGACGUAUUGGGUGCACCACGGAAGAUACAUCCUGAAGCAGGGCAGGACCCUAUGGUGGAACCCCAACGCUGUUAUGGAGGAAGGUGUCGAAGAGGAAGAAGACGAGGGUCCUCCGCCAAUACCGCCAGAAUCAGGACCUGCUCUAUUCACCCCUCUAUCCGAAGACGUUCGUAUCGAGGGUCUGAACUCGUGGAGUGCGAGAGUCAGUUCGACGCUGAUGCCAGACCGUGCGGUCGCCGUGCUGAGGAGCAACAUAUGGCCUGGUGCUGUGGCUUACUCUACUUCUGGGAAAAAGUCAGAGUGCCUCUACGUGGGUUGGGGUCUAAAGUUCCAGCCGCCCAACUUCUCGCCGGUGCAACUGCCGCGACCGCAGGAUGAGUACGUCAUCGGGCCUGAGGUCAUGGAAAUGGCUGACCCGACGUUCGCUGACGAAGAAGCAUAUCGCAUCGCCCACCUGCCCCCGCCUCCUCCACCAGAGCAGCUUGGAGAGGGAGAAGGCUUCCCGCUUGAAGAAGAGGAAGAAGAUUAAACUGUUCCAUUUCAUUAACUAUGCUGUAUAGUUUACUGUAUUAAUUAAAUAAUACUUUUCUAAA